This is a messenger RNA of Diabrotica virgifera virgifera (western corn rootworm), 772 nucleotides long. Its product is annotated as RNA-binding protein 25-like. Lineage: Eukaryota; Metazoa; Arthropoda; Insecta; Coleoptera; Chrysomelidae. The transcript has a single exon. The record is from RefSeq and is a predicted model, not a curated record. The coding region runs from base 1 to 690 and encodes 229 amino acids.
AUGCAAGAAGAAAAACGACGAUUGGAAGACGAAAGACGGGAAAUUGAUGAAAUACGAGAAAAAGAAAAACGACGAUUGGAAGACGAAAGACGGGAAAAUGAUGAAAGACGAGAAAAAGAGAAACGACGAUUAGAAGAAGAAAGACGAAAAGACGAUAAAAGACGCGCAAAAGACGAUGAAAGACUUGAAGAAGAAGAAAGAAGAAGACGUGAGAGAAGAAACGACGAGGAUCGACGAAGACGCGAAGGGCGAAAUUAUGACGAAGGACGACAAAUAUGUGAUGAAAGACGUAGAUAUGAACGAAGUAAUGACGAAGAAAGACGAAGAUACGAAGACAGACGAUAUGACGAAGAUAUUCACGUACAAAAAGAAAUUCGAGAAAGAUGUAAAGAACAAAUAUGUAAGGUACAAGCUGAAAACAAAAAGGGGUAUAAUUCAAGAAGAAAACGAGCAAGAAUCUAUAAGGAGAAAGAUUUAGUUGCAAUAAAAAGAACCCAGUUCCGCCCAGGACUUAAACUUAAGAUAAAGAUCUUAGGUCCUUACGAGAUUGUCAAGGUUAAAGAUAACGAUCGUUAUGAUGUUAUAAAGAUUGGUGAGCAUGAGGGACCAGUGCGAACAUCAACGUGUGCUGAAUAUCUUAAACCGUGGGUCGACAAUGAAAGCGACGAAUCCGAGUCGGAUUCUGAAUAGGAUGGCCGAGUGUAGGAUUACAUUCGUUUAAGUUAUUUUAUUUUAUCAUAAACGCUAGCCGAAAGCCAGAAAAGUGGCAUUU